UAACAUCAUGUCAGGGCGUUCGUUCUUAAAAUACUAACACCGAGGGGAGGGAAUACAAUUGCAAAUCGGACAAAUGUAGGUCAAAUCAAGCUGGUGUUAUUUUGGAAAGAAAGGCAGUCAAUCUUCUAACUGCAUUUCUGUGACAUCACUGACACCCCGACUGUAGAAAUAGUGCCGUCCAGUGAAAGUUGCUCUGCGGUCUUUGUUCCUCUCAUGUUAGUUUCUUUUCGUCGCCCGACAACAUGAACGUGUCCGACUCCUGGCGCGUCGGAGAUUCUCCCGCUCCUGCGUUGGAGAUGUCGGAGACGCCGGGCGCGCGUGCCACCAGGGAGCAGGGCGCACAGCUGGAUCUAAACGCGCCGCCGACGUUCCCUCAACGCCGAGCCUCGCACCUGUACGGCUAUGGUCACCGAAUGUCCGUGUACAGCAAUACGCGGCCCGUCAUCACCCGUACUUACCUUCAAGGACAGGUGUACAACUUUCUAGAAAGACCAUCGGGGUGGAAAUGCUUUGUGUAUCACUUUACAGUGUUUUUGAUUGUACUAUCUUGCCUGAUCCUCAGCGUACUGUCCACUAUUGUUGAGUUUCAGGCUCUGGCCCAAGAAACACUUUUCUGGGUGGAAAUAGUGUUGGUGGUAUUUUUCGGAGUGGAGUAUGUGGUGAGGCUGUGGUCUGCAGGAUGCCGCAGUAAAUACGUGGGUAUUCUGGGGAGGCUCCGCUUCGCAAGAAAGCCCAUCUCUAUCAUUGACCUAAUUGUGGUGGUGGCCUCGGUCAUUGUUCUUUCAGUAGGCUCUAAUGGGCAGGUCUUUGCAACUUCUGCUGUGAGAGGCAUUCGCUUUUUGCAGAUCCUUCGAAUGUUGCAUGUGGAUCGACAGGGAGGAACUUGGAGGCUGCUGGGAUCCGUGGUCUUCAUCCAUCGCCAGGAACUGAUCACGACGCUCUAUAUUGGAUUCUUGGGUCUGAUCUUCUGCUCGUACUUUGUGUACCUGGCAGAAAAAGACGCGGUGGACAGCAGUGGAGACUGUGAAUUUUCCAGCUAUGCUGAUGCACUGUGGUGGGGAGUGGUGACAGUGACCACAAUUGGAUAUGGGGAUAAGGUGCCACAGACGUGGAUAGGGAAAACUAUUGGCUCCUGUUUUGCCGUCUUUGCUAUGUCCUUUUUUGCUCUGCCUGCUGGCAUUCUGGGUUCAGGCUUUGCCCUAAAAGUGCAGCAGAAACAGAGACAGAAGCAUUUCAACAGGCAAAUUCCUGCUGCAGCCUGUCUUAUACAGACGUCUUGGAGAUGUUUUGCAGUAGAAAACCCGGACUCUUCCACCUAUAAGAUGUUUGUGAGAAAGAAGCCUCUGUCGUCGAUUCACACAGCAUCCAGUCCUAAGGAAAAAAAAACUGUGAAAAUGAGAAGAAAGAUGAAGUCCACUGAGAAAGACAAUGGUCCAAGCUCUCCAACAAUUCCUACAAUCACCUUUGACUCUGCGUUCGAUGAUGGCCGAAGUCAGGAUACGGUGUACAGUACUGAAACUUCCGUAAAAGCAGUUGCUCAGAGAAGAUUUGGUGAGCUGCUGUUAGUGUCUGCUGCUGCAUGUCUUUGCUUACAGCAAAGGUCAGAGUUUUUGGAGGUGCAUCAACGUCCUCAAUUGCAGAGGAUCAACAGUUUUGCAGAUGACCUGGAAAUGGAAGCAGAGAGAGACAUCCUUCUCCUUCCUGUCUCUCAUGUGUCAGAGUUGCGAGAAACCCACCGGGCGGCUAUUAAAGUGAUCCAGAGAAUGCGCUAUUUUGUGGCCAAAAAAAGGUUCCAGCAAGCACGUAAACCAUAUGAUGUCAGAGAUGUGAUCGAGCAGUACUCUCAAGGCCAUGUCAACCUCAUGGUGCGCAUCAAGGAGCUGCAGAGGAGACUGGAUCAGAGUUUGGGGAAACUGUCCUUGUUCCAGACAAGCUCAGAGAGAGCUAGAGAUAAAGGCACAAAUACAAUUGGCUCCCGACUCAAAAGGAUGGAGGACAAGAUCUUACACAUGGACAAGACACUAAACCGCAUUGUGGACUCUAUGAACCUCCUGCUGAAGAGGGAGAGUGAUGUGAGCAGUGUGGCAGGAGCAACACAGGGUGAAAGGGCCCACAUGCUAACACGCGACCUCAGUCUGCCCACGUAUGACCAGCUCUCCACCCCAUGUCCAUCUGCCCUCGAGGACAGCUCCUGAGCUGAAGCAGCUCCCAAAAACAACUGAAUCAAGUGCCUUGAGUGGGGUGAGGUUUGUGUUGGAGAAGAGUAGACACAGACAAAAGAACACUGAGUCAGAGCUUGAUUAGAUUUACUCAGGUGGACCAAUCAUAUCAAGUCACUUGUAAGAUGAAUUUAAAAAGAUGUAAUCUCUCAUGCACAUAGUAUGACGUGGAUUACUGUUUUGGCUUGGUGUGUUUACUGUAUAAGGAAAAAUAUGUGAGAUCAUUUUUAAUUACUUCAGUUUCUUCAUUUACUGAUUAAAAUUAAAUCAGGGUUUUUUGUUAGGUUUUGAUGCAAGGUACGGGGAAGCUUGUGGCAAGCUAUGCACAUCCAAAUGGUUGCAUAAAUAUUUAUUAGAUCCAGUCAUUUGGGGUGGUUUUGCAAUCUGUACAUUUGAAAUCUACUUUAUUUAUUAAGGCAUGUAUACAUUGAUUCACAAAUGUAUACAUGCAUACUUGUACUGAUUUUCUUUCACAUGCUAAAGUAUUAGUGUUGUUCAAAUAAUGAGCCAGGUGUUGUUUACUGGUAUAUUCCAGAAGCAACACUGCUAAAUUCUUUUUUUGAUUUUUAUACAUGCUCUUUUUUCUGUUCUCAUUAAUAAAUAUUAACUAUCACUAAUGAAUUU
Molecule: messenger RNA, 2843 nt
Organism: Hemibagrus wyckioides
Lineage: Eukaryota; Metazoa; Chordata; Actinopteri; Siluriformes; Bagridae
Gene: kcnq1.1
Product: potassium voltage-gated channel, KQT-like subfamily, member 1.1
Exons: 17
Coding region: 243-2195 (650 amino acids)
Biological process (GO): transmembrane transport; potassium ion transport
Cellular component (GO): membrane; voltage-gated potassium channel complex
Molecular function (GO): voltage-gated potassium channel activity
Source: RefSeq, a predicted model, not a curated record